UUUUUAGAAUUUGGCCUUGAUAAAGGAAAACACAAGAUGGCUACAGGCUGGACGGCAGAACUUGAUAAGAAAGAGCACAAAAACUGGGUAAUGGUUGGAUGUGCCUUGAACAUAACAAAAAAUGGAAUCACACCAUUAAUCCAAAGGCAAAUGGAGGCUUGGUAUCAGUCACUUAUUUCCAGCCCUCCUUUGCACUCACUUCCCCCAUGUACCUGUGCAGGUCACUCUUCCAAAUGUGCCACUUGUACUACUUGGAAGAAAGAGCUGGAGCGCCUCCACAAGUCUCCACGACCAAAGAUUUGCUGGAACAACAGUGAUAGACAACAAUGGGGAUCUCCUGCAGGGGCAUGGGAAAUAGCAAAAGUCUUCAUGCCAACAUUAGGAACACGGAAAGGAGACAUCAUAGAUGCCAGUACUACAGACAUUGGCGGGCUCUUAAACGUGUUAGAAUGGUGUCCUUUCAUCCAUCCCUCGGUCAAUCGAGUAGUUUUGAAUGCAGUGCGAGACAAGGGAAGAAAUCACUGGGCUCACUCGCCAAAACAAGAACUUCAAGAUGCAGAUGUCAACAUUAUAUUUGGACACCUUCACAAUCUGCUAAGUGACCCGGUUUUCAAGGCAGACAAAGGGGUGCAGGAAUCUUCGAAAAAUUUGCAAGACUUGUUUUAUCAUGGGCUCGUAAAUGUAAGGAAAUCCGAAGUUGAGGCUCUUCAUUUGCUGCGUCAGUCGCUGGUUGCAGACGUAACAAGGUGCAUGAAGGAUUUAUCCGAAAUAAAAACGCGAAGCAGUGGAAACAAAGAAGAGAUAGCCGAGCUAAAGGACCAACUAGCGGAGCUGGAUACAGAGGUACAUGCUGCAAGGACCGACCUGGGGAAAGGCCAGAAUGAUUUACUAGAAGCUCAAGAAAAUAUCAGGCAGCUUACUUCAGAUAUAAAAAGAAGUGAAGAGUGUGCUCAGAGAGACAUAUCCAACCUGAAAGAGCAGGGUGCAUUCUAUCGAGAAGAGUUUGGCAAACAUGGAAAACAACUUACUGAUGCGUUGACCGAUGUUGAAGUUCUUAAACAGGAAAUUUCAAUGCUAUCAAAAAGUGUUGAAAACUUUAAUAGGUUGCUUGAUGAGCGAGAUGAUUUGCAUGGUGCCUUAGAUGUUAUCAGCGAGGAUCUAAAGAAUGUGACAGGCUGUCUGGAUGACGUUGUCCCGGACCUUAACACAGCAAAAAAUAAAAUCGCCGACUUAGAGGUCAGCUUCGAAAGCAUGAAAUCUGAAGUAGAAACCUUGAAGGCAAAAUCCUCAGUUGUACAAAGAGAAGAUGUUGCCACACCGUGUACCGCACCGAGACAAUUACAGGAAUUCACUGGGCGAGAGGCAGCCUUGGUAUGGUUAGAACAUAAUUUAGUGUCCGAUGAGGAUUCUUCAAAAAUUUCAGGUAUUUCUUGCUGCACAAAAACCAUUUGUGGCCUUGGAGGAUGCGGAAAGACUUCUCUGGCGGUAGAAUUUGCCUGGAAAUGGAAGAAACACUUCACUGGUGGAGUGUUCUGGAUUAAUGGGGAAAGUGAUGAAAAUGUACGUAAAUCAGUUGCUGAGAACCUUGCUUUACUAAAUAUACCCGCGUCGACAAGUGAAAAUGUCGAUGACUCCCUGAUCAGAUUUCUGACUCUGUUAUCGAAUAAAAAUUGUCCAUGGCUCCUUGUAGUAGACAAUGCAGAUGAGUUGACAAGCCCGAGGUGUCCCAGUGGUGUGAUGAAAAUAUGCAAUGGGCCCUGGCAAAGGAAUGCAAACGCACCGAAGAAUGGACACAUACUGUUCACUACCAGGCAAAAUGCGAGGGAUAUCAAAACGCUGUUGAAGCUGUCGCCCAAAGAUUGUUUGGAGCUGCAGUCUUUCACUGAAGAGGAAGGUGCCCUGUUUCUAAUGCAAAGAACGGGCCUUGAAGGGGAAUUCCUUUACAAGGAAGCAAUUGAUCUGGCAAGAGAACUGGGAGGUCUUCCAUUGGCCCUCGAGCAAGCAGCAGCUUACAUAUCUGCACUUCCCAUUCCUUGUACCUUCAAAGCUUACCUCCUCAAGUACCGAGAGGUAAGGCUCCGUCUCUUAGAACGGCAGCCAGUAACAGCUCUUAGUGUAGAGGCUCAGCAUCGUUUAUCUGUACACACCACCUGGGAAAUGAAUUUUGAAUUUGUAGCAGAAAAGUCGCCUGCUGCUGCCACCAUGAUGCGUGUUGCAUCCUUUCUAGAGUCUGAGAAUAUUCCUUUCGAAGUCAUCAAUCCUGGUCGUCCUGCUAUAGAUCAAGUCGAGUUAAGAGAAGCUGCGUGUUCUGAGAUUGAAAUUUCUGCCGUCCUCAAGGUACUGACCUGUUACUCCCUUUUCUCAGUUGAUCAACAAAGCAAAGUAUUCAGCGUACACAAACUUGUUCAAGAGGUGGUUCGUGACAGCCUAACUACACAAAUAAGGACGGAGACAUUGACUGCGGCCUUGCGCGUUCUACACUGUGCGCUUAGAAAGAAGAGUGAAUCCUGUUUGAGGUUUAAUGACGAGCAUGUGAUAAACUGGUUAGAAGUAAACGAAGGAGACAAAAAUAUUCUUAUUGCUCUUUUGUUGAGUUCUCGGAAGUUAAAGGAUCAUUUACAGGAAGAGAUGAAUUUAUCAAUGGAUCGCUUCAUCGAUUGCAUUAGAAGAGAUGACGCUUUUGGUCAACUGUUCAAGUUAACUAACCGAUUAAUUGGGAUGAACAUAUUUUUUGCUAAGUUGAAAGCUGAAUUCUCAGAGUUUAUGUUGCAAGUUCAAAUAAUGUGCGGUCGUGAGGAUCCCAACAGAAUUCUUGUUAUGAUGGUGAACACAAGUGUCAGUAAAAGAAAUUGUUCUGAUUCCGUGAGUUACAGAGAAGCAAAGAAACUCGCUGAUGAAACAGUGCGAAAGCUUCAUGAGCUAGAAACUUCUGGAGCAAUCGUACAUGACGAUGUAAAAUAUCGAGUUCUUGAGCACCGCGCUUCCUAUUACGCCAUUGAAGGGAAAUGGAAGAAAAAUUACGAAGCGUUACUUAAACUUGAGAGCCUAAAACUGAGUGCUGCUGAAUCCGUUGAUCUUCAAAUGUUAAUAGCACGAGCCGAAAACCAGGUAUCAGCUUUUAAUUUCAAAUCAGCUUUGAAACGUCACAAGGAUGCCUUGAAACUUGCCAGGGAAUUGCAACCUCCAGAUAAAGGAGUAUUGUUACGUGUUCUGCAGCACACUGCGACUCUACUCAAUAAUGAAGGAAAAGUCACUGAGGCAAAGCCGUACGCUGAGGAAAUGUUAGAUGUUUGCAAGACGAUGCCACAUGACUCUGAUUAUUACAUCAAGGGAAUGACUGAUGCUCUCAUGAUACUCAGCACUUUUGAUAGCCAGAAAUCGGAAACUUUGCUGCUUAAAAUGCUAGAAGAAAGAUGGCCUCGUAUAUACGCAUGCGUGAUCAACGGCUGUACAGAAACUAAUGCAGUCAUUAUUGAGGAUGGAAGCGAUGACCAUGUGGCCGGAGUUCUGGAGGGUCUCUUAGCGUGCUGGUGCAAACUUUGGGUAAGAGACGUGAAAAAUGCUGCAAAACAAAAAUGCUUGACAGUAGCUCAGAUAGCAUUGGCGAUUCGCAAAAAAUUUUACGGUGAAACGCACCCAUGCCUUAAAUCCGCCUACAUGAAUUUACUAGCAAUUAAUUCCAUCCUAGGAAAUGUAGCGGAAGCCAAACAUUGCGUGCAGUUGUUGCAACAAUGUGAUGCAGGACCAAAAGAACAGUUCUUCCAAAGCGUGCCACAGUGUGAUAUAAAUAUGUACGCAACCCGAGCACUGAAAGACAGGGGUAAUGCUUUAUUCAGAGACCACGAUUAUGUUGGGGCAUACAAACACUAUUCUGACGCUUUAGGUUCGUCUCCAACCGAUGCCAAGUUGCUGACUAAUAGAGCUGCAACAAGUUUAAAACUAUCAGAGAAACAAUGCUCAUUGAAAGACAAACAGGAAUGGCUUAGACGUGCCUUGGAUGAUUCGCAGAAUGCCAUAAAGACAGAUCCCUCUUGGGCAAAGGGGUAUUAUUGGAAGGCUGUCUGCCUUGCUCGUCUUGACGAACGAGGGCCUUCACUUGCUACAGCUGCGAUAUCUCGGCAUCUGUUUCCAUCGUAUUGCGCAAACAUUCCAGCAGUCGAGGAUCGCUUUGGAAACUUUGAUGUACAUGUCGUUAACACAGUACAAGACUUUCAAUCAGCAGCGGAGAAAACUGAUGCUCGAAAUCUAGUUAUUGUGGUGAAAGAAGGGCAGUACCAGCUACCAGAGCCCUUAAAGGUCCCAGAAAAUACAGUAAUGGUUGGUCUUGGCAAGGUCCAAAUAAUGUGCUGUAGUUGUGUUCCACAAGCCAUUUACAUGGAGAACAUUGCACAAUCAUCCACAGUUAAGUCCAUCAAAAGUCUCAAAGAGUCUGCCAAAGCUUACCUCGAUUGCGGCCAAUUAGACGCAGCCCUAACGAUGUAUAAUGAAGCACUUGUUCUAUAUCCAAACGAUUCAAAGAUUCUCACUAGCAGGGCGUCAACCUACUUAAAAUCUGCCCAACAACAAAAUGGUAGUCUGUCAAAGAGAAAGCCUUCGUUGCAGCUUGCAUUAAAUGACGCUGAAGCUGCCAUCAAAGCUGACCCUUCCUGGCUGCUUGGUUACCGCGUUAAGUCUGUAACCUUGGCAGAACUGGGUAGAAAGCCAGAAGCACUCGCUGCUGCUGCAGUGUUUAAACACCUGAGCCAAGGUCGGGAUAUCUCUGAAGUCACUCAGCGCUAUGGAGAGCUCCAAGUCCUAGUUGUGGAAACUUCGGAUCAGCUGCGGCGUGUCAUUCAAAAUGCAGAGAAGCUUGAGGGGAAUUCGAAGAAUCAAGUCGUUGUAAUAAAAGAAGGCGAGUAUCUGUUGGAGAGAAGUGUUGAAAUUUCAGAAGAGAUUGUGAUCGUUGGUCACGGGAAAGUAUCGGUUGUGUGCAAGACAGGGGAACCUUUGCGGUUUACAACAGCAUGUCAUGUUGAGAAUGUAGAAAUGGCUGAGGACUGUGACAGCCAAGAGAAAUCCCAAGAGUUUAGUUCAAAUGACAUUCAACCAGAAGUGAUACGUCUUGCCACGCCCUCCGGGUACGACAACACAAGUAAUGAAUGUAAAGUGAACUAG
Pocillopora meandrina is the source of this 5154-nucleotide messenger RNA. The record is from the annotation of a GenBank genome assembly. NCBI's taxonomy places the organism in Eukaryota, Metazoa, Cnidaria, Anthozoa, Scleractinia, Pocilloporidae.